AUGAGCGUCCCCGAAGCACCCCAGCCUGUCCCGCGGGACAUCGAGAUCUACAAUGACACGACAGACACCGAGAAGCAGUUCCAGAAAGGUUCUGUUCCUGAAGAUGAUCCGUUUGGGAAUGAAGAGACCGGAGAGGUCAAGUAUCGAGUUAUGAAGUGGUGGCAAGCUGGAAUGCUUAUGGUCGCUGAAAACAUCUCGCUUGGUAUUCUGUCUCUUCCAUCCGCUGUUGCAGUCCUUGGAAUUGUCCCAUCGUUCCUUAUUCUCCUCGGUCUUUCCGGUAUCUCAUGGUACACGGGCUAUAUCAUGGGCCAGUUCAAGCUGCGCUUCCCCCAGGUGCACAGUAUGGGUGAUGCCGGCCAGCUUCUUAUGGGUCCGUUCGGCCGCGAGCUGUUCUACUUCGGCCAGAUCCUGUUCAUCAUCUUCCUGAUGGCCAGUCACAUCCUCACCUUCUCCGUGCUUUUCAACACCAUCACCAACCACGGAACCUGCACGAUCGUCUUCGGAGUAGUCGGCCUGGUGGUGUGCUGCAUUUGCGCCCUUCCGCGUAAAUCCGGAAAGGUGUUCUACAUGUCCGUCGCUUCUGCUAUCAGUAUCCUCGUCGCUACUAUCGUCACCAUGAUCGCCAUUGGAGUCGAGGCCCCAGACGAUGUCCAAAACGACAUCACCACCUCCCCCUCCUUUGCCGACGCCUUCUUGGCCGUUACCAACAUCGUCUUUGCCUACAUCGCCCACGUGUCCUUCUUCGGAAUCAUGUCUGAAAUGGAGGAUGUGCGCGAAUUCCCAAAGGCCCUGGCUAUGCUCCAGGUUGUCGAUACCAUCAUGUACAUCGUUACAGCUAUGGUGAUCUACUGCUAUGCAGGCCCUGACGUGGCCUCUCCGGCUCUGUCAUCGGCUGGUCCGCUGAUGAAGAAGGUCGCCUACGGCCUCGCCAUUCCAACCGUCGUCGUCGCCGGUGUAGUCUUCGGCCACGUUGCCUGCAAAUACAUCUACGUCCGGAUCUUCCGCGGCGAGCGCUCGCACCACAUGCACCAAAACAGCGUGCUCGCCCUGGGCACCUGGGUGGCCAUCGCUCUAACGACCUGGACAAUCGCGUGGAUCAUUGCCGAGUCGAUCCCCGUAUUCAACGACCUCCUCAGUCUGAUCAGCGCCCUGUUCGGCAGCUGGUUCAGCUACGGACUGCCCGCGAUCUUCUGGAUCGUCAUGAACAAGGGCCAGUGGUUUGCCAACUGGAAGAAGACCGCCCUGUUCGUCACUAACCUGGUUAUCCUGGGCAUUGCCUGUGCUAUUUGUGGGCUGGGCUUGUAUGUCUCGGGCAAGUCGAUCAAUGAGAGCUCGUCUUCUUCUACUUGGACUUGUGCCAACAAUGCCACUUAG
This is a messenger RNA of Aspergillus puulaauensis, 1374 nucleotides long. RefSeq lists its product as uncharacterized. Gene Ontology annotation, biological process: amino acid transmembrane transport. The transcript is spliced from 5 exons. Gene Ontology annotation, molecular function: amino acid transmembrane transporter activity. Gene Ontology annotation, cellular component: vacuolar membrane. Lineage: Eukaryota; Fungi; Ascomycota; Eurotiomycetes; Eurotiales; Aspergillaceae. The coding region runs from base 1 to 1374 and encodes 457 amino acids. The record is from RefSeq and is a predicted model, not a curated record.